Stegastes partitus (bicolor damselfish) is the source of this 7491-nucleotide messenger RNA. RefSeq names its product maestro heat-like repeat family member 1 (gene mroh1). Lineage: Eukaryota; Metazoa; Chordata; Actinopteri; Pomacentridae. The transcript has 45 exons. The coding region runs from base 174 to 5084 and encodes 1636 amino acids. The record is from RefSeq and is a predicted model, not a curated record. Gene Ontology annotation, cellular component: cytoplasm.
GGCGUGUUUACACCUGCAGCCACAGACUCCAAUCGCCAGGCUCAGCUGUGCCACUGACAGAGAAGCUUGUUGUUUCCACCGAGCUCAGGACAGCCUCUGCCCAUCUGUGCUCCAGAAGAAAAGAUCGAUCUUUAACCAGUGGCUCCAGGAAGCCAGCCCUCUUGGUGUCCACCAUGGACGACACAGACGUAGAGCGGGUGACCCUGGCUCUACUAGAUGCCGCCAACGAUAAAGACUCCGAGGUCCAGGAGCAAGUCAGAAAGUCUAUAUUGACCCUGGGAAAACAGCAGCCAGACCGAGUGCUAGCCAUGUGUCAGGACUACCUCCUGAAACAUCCCAAGUUGGUUGUGAGCCACAGAGUUGUGAUUCUUCAGACUAUUGAGCUGAUUGUUGGCUGCAGGAUAGAGGAUAUCAGCUCUCCCAGAAUAAAAAGUAUUAUCUCCCUGGCUUCAGAUGAGAUGACCCGAUCAAAGGAUGUCAUCCCUGACUGGCAGCAGGCAGCCAGUAACAUUUUGGUUGCUGUGGGUAACAAGCACAUCAAUGACAUCAUGGAGGAGAUACUAAGCAAGUUUCAACCAGGGGUCCUACCGCACUUCUUUGUGGUCAAAACACUAGCUAACCUCUCAGAUUCAAAUGUUUAUGGCAUGGUACCCUUCCUGAAUGCUAUUCUUGGCACCAUGUUGCCCAUGCUGAACAUGGCCAAACAGGACAACAUGAAGUGGGUCUUUUCUUCUGCUCUGUGUCACUUCAGUGAAAGCAUCUUGGAGUACCUGGCAAACUUAGACAAGGCUCCAGAUCCAACAGUCAGAAAAGACACAUUCUCUGGUGAAAUCUAUGCUGCUUUUGACAUCCUCUUCAAUAACUGGUUACAAAGCAGGGAGCCCAAGUUGAGGCUGACAGUGGCUGAGGCAGUGGGCUCUAUGUGCCAUCUGAUGGCCAGUGAUAAACUGGAGGAGCAGAUCCCCAAAAUUAUUCCUGCUUUCCUGUCCCUAUACAAGAAAAACAACGAGCACUACAUUAUUAGCAAGAGUCUGUGCCAAGUCAUCGAUGCUUCUGUCAACAUGGGCAGCAGAGUACUGGAGACACAGCUGGAAAGUCUACUCUUUGCAUUGCAUCAACAGGUGUCUGCCCCUGUUGAUUACAGUAACCCUCCUACUGUCAAGAACCACAAUGAGGUCCUACGCUGCUUCAGUUUGCUUGCUAAAGCUUUCCCAGACCGUCUGGUUAUGUUUGUGCUUCAGAAGCUGGAGAACAGUAAUGAGCGAAGCAGGAUGGGCUCCCUGUCUGUGCUCCGGCACCUCAUCAACUCCGCCACUUCUUUAAUGGAGACCAAAAAGCUGUUGAUUCUGGCCAGCAUCAGACAGCCAAUGGCUGACCACAGCAACAAGGUGAAGAAGCGCGUGGUUCAAGUGAUCAGUGCAAUGGCUCAUCACGGCUACCUGGAGUUAGAGGGAGGAGAGCUACUGGUUAGAUUCAUAGUUCAGCACUGUGCUUUACCUGACACAUACCAGCGAAAUCAGAGGCUGACAGAUCCAGAGGAGGUGACUAAUGAGGCUCUGAGGAUGAUGUGUGACAACACCCUUCACCUCCUUACCACCACUGUUGGACGACUAGCUGAUGUGCUAUGGCCCAAGCUGCUGUACUAUCUGACCCCCGCACAGUACAGCAAUGCCACGACUCCUCUCUGUAAGAGUCUGAUAGUGCUGGGCAACAAGAAAAAGAGCAACCAGGAACCCAGCUUCCAAAUAGACUUUACACAAGAAGUCAAUCUGUCAUCUCCUCAAACACUAAUGAUCAGACUGCUGGUGAAUGCAGCGUUUCCAUUCAGCAGCAGAGGUCAUGGAGCUCCAUCCCUCUCUCUCCUCCAGGUCCUCAGUACCAACAUUCACCCUAAAACAGAGGUGGUCUGGGACAGCGAGAUACCUCCUCUGCUUUCAUUACUAGAGGAGUCAACGGCAGAGAGUCUGGAAAAGAAGCAGUGGGAUGAGAAGCUACUGAAGCUCUUGUCUAAAACCCUGGCAACGAUUAAUGAUGACAAGUGGUCGUGUCAGUUGGCAGCUGAGUCAACACGAUACCUUUCCACAUAUAACAACUUCUUAGAGGAGAAGAGCUUCCUGUAUCGAUGCAUAGGAGUGACUCUCCAACAGUGUUUCAAUAAAGAAGUGGUGAAAAAACAGCUGCAGGAAAUCCUUCUCAUGGCGCGACACAAUGAUGCAGUAGAAAGAGAGGGUGUUGCUAUGGGCAUUGGUCUGUGUGCCAACAGUCACUUAGAAGGAACUCUAGCCAAGCUGGAUGAGUUUGGCAAAUCAGAUGCCUUCAAGAAAUCACCAAGCAUCUUCAACCUGCUCAAAGAACGUAAUGAUGUUGAGGUGGAGAAGGUGAAAAGUACGUUAAUCCUGUGCUACGGUCAGGUGGCUGUGAACGCACCUCCAGAAAAGAUACUGAACCGCAUUGAUCAGGACAUCCUUCGCUGCAUCAGCAAACACUUCAACACCAAGGUUCUGGGGAUUAAAGUAGAGACAAAGGACCUGACUAUGAAACUCAGUUUGAUCCAGAGUGUUGGGCUCAUAGCCAAAGCCAUCAGUGAGUGUGUGAAGAAACAAGGCUACGUCUUCUCUCGCAAGCAGGAGCUCAUCACUGUAAUGCUGGAUUUUAUCAAGGCAGAGCCAGCUGAUUCAUUGAAGACUCCGGUACGCCAUCUCGUCAUGAAUGCCUGUGCUGCCCUCAUGCCGUUGGACCCUGCACUAAGUGAGAAUGAGAGCUUUGACUUGCUGAAGGUGUGUGUGAACAGUGCGUUGUCUCUGCCACCUGAGACAAGCACUCCAGAGAAAACUAAAGAAGAAGAGAUACUUGACCCCAAGCAGAGAAAGGCAUUGUAUGGAGACACAUUCGCUGCUCUGCAGGAGCUGCUGAAGAGUGUAGUGGCCAAGGAUCCCACACCUGAUGGUUUGCAGAGUGUCUUUAAGCACAUUGAAUCAUGGCUGAGCUCUGGACAGGACCACGAGAGGGAGAGAGCUAUCACAGCCACUGCUCACAUAUUGGCGUACUAUCUGGACAACCUAACUGUCAAGAACAUGGUCUCUUUCCACAACCUUGGAGCUCUGCUGGGUCGACUGUCUCCCCGCUGUUCUGACCCUCACCCUACUGUGCGCACUGCUGCAAUCGACUGUAUAUACUCACUACUUUAUAUACAGCUACGAUAUGAAGGAUUCUCCUUAGAUUACAAGGACGAAGGAGUGGACAGUCUGCUGCUCUUUAAAGAUCGGCUAGAGAACCCUGACCACUCAGUUCUCUACAAGACCUGCUCAGACCUUACCAAGGUGAUGAGUAAGCGUCUGCCUCAGCAGCAGCUUACGACGUUCGUCUUCAUGCUGUUUGAAGGGCUGGUUGAUAGUCAGACAAACUGCAGCAGAGCUUCGUCUGUCAUCUUAAAUACUCUUUUGAAGAACAGAGGAGGUGGAUUACAAGAUCUGGUCCCUGAGAUGCUGGAGGUGCUACAUGUGCGUCUGCAGAACAUCACAGAAGAGCAGGUGAGAGUGGCAGUGGGACAGACGGUACUGAUCCUGGCUUCUCAGCAUCUCCAGAUUGUUAUCAAUACACUAGUUAACCAGCCACUUCCUUAUGACAGCUGGACCAGUGAGAUGUGGAUGGCUUUGGGAGCAGACCCCAUCGUAGCCAAUCAGAUCAUAGAGAUGGUGAUGGAAAAACUUCUCAUCAUGGCGCCCUACACAGACAAGAAAGACUCAAUGAUAAGAGCAGGGACAACAAAGGUGGCCACUAAUCAGCCACUGGCGAUGACAUGUGGUCUCAAAGAGCUGUUAUUAAAUGGCCAAAGUCAGGAGCCAGCAGUCAGCCUGUUUCCUCAGCUCUUCUCCUGCCUCACUGUCAGACUGGGAGCAAGUGUUGGAGUCUCGGCACCGAAAGACAGCAACACUAAACACACUGCCUCCAUACAUGUAGCAGGGGUAGCAGCCGAUGCGCUGAGAAUUUUGUUGGCGCGAGCCCAGUUAGAUGAAGUGAUGAAAAGACUGGAUGAAGAUAAUGCCUGGGAUGCAAUGAGGGAACCCAGCACACACAUCAACGGAGUCACACUACUAGCAAGGGCGAUGGCUAAACAUGCUGGUCCCAGGUUGCCUGCGAUCGUGGAGUGUCUGUGUCCAUCCCUGAACAACAUCUAUGAAUGUCAGAGAGUCACUGUCACUGCUUUCUUCUCUGAGCUGCUGAGCCAUCAUGUGGUGACAGAGUUGAUGUUAAUUGAUGUGCUGAUGAACAACAUGAUGGAGAGGAUAUCAGACCCCUGCUGCACGGUCCGCAUGCUGGCUGUGCGAGGGCUGGGCAACAUAGCCGUGGGAUCACCUGAAAAGGUGAAUAAAUAUGCCAAAGAGCUGCUGGCAGCCAUGAGUUCAGGGAUGGAGGAGAAAGAUGAUCCAGGUAAACUGAUCACCCUUGAGGCUAUGUCUGGUCUGUCUAAAGUUCUCCUCCACCUGGACAAGAAGAAUGUCCACUUGCUUGUGGUCUACAUCUUCAUGAAGAUUAAACCAUUUUUGGAAAGUGAGAAUGACGAUAUCCGCUGUGCUUCCAUCCUUCUCAUGGGGAACCUGUCCAAGUUUGGCUCAGGGGAGUCAGUCUUCAAAGACCAGAUCCACAAUGUUCUUGUCAGCCUGCUGUUGCACCUGGUUGACCCAAACCUGAAGGUCGUCAAGGCGUGUAAAUAUGCGAUGCGUGUGUGUGCUCCCGUGGUGGGAUCAGAGCAGAUCACAACCAUGUUUCAGAACCACCUGCAUGAAGACAAGAGUUUGCACUAUGGAGAGUUCAUCAAUGACCUCACAAAAUACCUGAUUCAGGACUUUCCUGGUAUGCUGAACUUCUACCACAUCUCAGUCAUCCAAUUCUUCAAGAGCAACUGGCCUGAGGUCAGAGCAGGAGCAGCCAUGUUCAUAGGGUUCCUGCUGGGGAAUCUUCAAGAGGAACAUCUCUCCCACCUCAACAUGGGUACCAUCACUAAAGGUUUAGUGAUGCUGCUCCAAGACCCAGAUCCUGUGGUGAGGGGGAAGGCUGCUGAGGCCAUGGGACACUUCCACUGACACACACUCAGACACACACCUUCAUACAAGUAUCAGUUUUUCAUUUAGGCAGUAGUGGCAAAAUAGUAAUAAUAAUGUUUAAAAAAACAAUACAUGUAUGCUUUCAGUUUACAAAAAUAUGCAGCACACUGUGUUAAAUUGUGCAGUCAUUGUAAAAUUAUCGAAAUAGCGCAACUGCAACAUUCAUUAAAGCCAAAACAGGGACCAAAACAAGAACGAGGAGUGGAAUCCGGUUAAUCAAUCAACCGAUAAACACUGAAAACACCUAUCAGAUACACACAUGUACACAUAUAUUUAGCCAUUAGCAGUUUUGUUUCGCUUCUUUUGACGCUUUACUCUGGUACUUGAAGGAAGCGUUAAUUCUUAACUACAUUUUAGUGACCAAGGACUGUGUUGCUCUUUCCAGAUAGACGUCUGUAGCGUUUAGCGAUCUGUCAGUGUGACAAUAUCAGAGACAUACUGCGUCUAUCAGUGAAAUAUAUCAAGAAGUUUCUAAUGCAAAGGUUCAAACACAUUUGAAUUUGAGUAAAAGUUUUUUUUUUUUAGAAUAAAUAUAUUUCUUCAUAUAUUGUAUGUGCAAAUGAGUAUGGCAUAUUUGAAGUACAUAACGAUUUCACAUGAGUCUGGCUGGUAGCUGAAGUGUGUGUGUAGUCAUACGAGCAUUUUGUGAUAAUGUCAGUGGUUUGGUUCCUGACAUUCUCCGUUAGAGAUAGAUCCAGUGUUGUGGGCUUGGUUUUAGUGUACUAAAGACCUUCCCUUUGAUCCUUCAGUCAGCUCUAAGCUUCCCUCCAUGAAGAUCCAGUUAUGCAUGUUUAGAUCAGUUAGAUGUGUGUUACCAUAUGGAAGACUCCAUAUGAAGUCUAUAAUAAAAAAGAAAUGCACAAGAACUGCAACAGAUACCAGACUUAGCUGGUGUGCUUUAAAUUUUAUAGUUGUGUCUGGAGGGUGUAAGUAAAAGAAGAAAGGGUGGUCUCAUUGCUGUGUCCAUUAGUCCAUAUCAUUGAGCUGUCAGAUCAACCAGCAAUAACAAGGCAGUAUUUUCACUUCAAUUACCUCUUUAAGGUUUUUGAACCCCUCUGAUGUACUGCUGCUGAGUUUACCUCCAUUCUGAAACCAUAAUGAUGCUUAUUCUAAAUCACUGCCACCCCUACAGCUCCACGGAGCCACUGGAUACCUCCUGGUGGAACAAUCGUUUUAUUCGUCAGCCUCAUGAGGCUGUUUUGACCUCUGUUUUAUCUGCACUCGGCUAAAUUUCACCUCACAUGCCACAAAGAUUUUGGUCCAUGCUCUGUUUGAACAUUCAUUGACACCAGAACGUUGCCAAAUCUUCUGUGUUAGCCAUCAUAAACACACCAGCCACAUCAACUCACUCUCAGAGAGGUGAACUUUAUUUAGUGUUACUGAAAUGAGACCAACUUCUUCUAAAUUAGCCAGAUUCAGGCAAUCAAACCAUUACUUAACCGUGUUUUUAGGUAAAACCGUCCAGUGUAACCAUGCUCAAACCAGUGCCAAAAGUUUACGAGUAUCAUAUAUUCUAAUAGUCUUAAAGAGAUGCUGUUAAUGAUUUUGUUUGGGUUUUUGGUGGUUUUCGGGUACUGUUGUGGGUUUGCAGGCCCGUGCCAUUGUGUAAAUAUGUGUGUGAGUGGUGCAUUAUGUAAGUAUGUCUUUUCAUCUGUCUAUACAUGUAACUUCAAUAUUUAUGUCUCCAAAUUAAUCCACUCAAAGGCUGUCAAGGAGGGAUGGAAAGUAAUCCUUUGCAUGUCUCAAUUUGAAAUGAUUUGGUGACAAAAAUGUAGAGAAUCAGGUGAAAGCAAUGCAUUGUUUGUUGUGAAAUAUACCUCUUUUCUGUUGCACUUUUAAGCUCUGCCAUGCAGUCCCUGAUCUGGCAAGCCAAUUUCUGUCAAAAGUUGUGAGUCUUAUUUUUUUGUUUGUUUUGCACGUGAGAAAAAAGCUGCUUUCAGCAAGUGUAACAGCAAGUCCAAUGUUUUGAAGUUUUUGAUUGCCAGAAAAGGAAACUAAAAUGAAUGCCGUAAAUUUGUCAACCGCGUACAGAAGGCUUCUCCUGAUUCUGUAUUUGUUGUCCAAAAUGCUCUGCGCACAGGGACUCUCGGCUUCCCCCACUUUCUAACACUAUGGCUUGGUUCAGGGUGAGUGGUGAGCAGCAAUUAGCCAUGUUCUUUGUUUUAAAGGCUGUGGUAAACUUUAUACCAUUGAUAUGAUUUUUCAUGUCUGUUUUUUAACAUGUUGAAUGUUGUAAAAUGUCAGUAUGAAUGUUGCAGGGAGGUACGGCUAUUUCAAAUGUGUGAAUGUGUGCAUGUCACUUCUCAUGUCCAGACCAAAAGAGAGUGUGGAUGAUGGCAAUCAGUGUAUUUAAAACAAAGAAAUAAACCGAUCAAUUAAAACAUAA